Glarea lozoyensis ATCC 20868 is the source of this 2679-nucleotide messenger RNA. Its product is annotated as HLH, helix-loop-helix DNA-binding protein. NCBI's taxonomy places the organism in Eukaryota, Fungi, Ascomycota, Leotiomycetes, Helotiales, Helotiaceae. The transcript is spliced from 2 exons. The record is from RefSeq and is a predicted model, not a curated record. The coding region runs from base 1 to 2679 and encodes 892 amino acids. Gene Ontology annotation, molecular function: protein dimerization activity. Gene Ontology annotation, biological process: SREBP signaling pathway; positive regulation of transcription by RNA polymerase II.
AUGGCAUCCAAACUUGACUCUUCCUCCCUCUCGGGCAUAUCGGCGGGGUUCGAUCUGAAUAGCUUCGACGACACCGUAACCUUCACAGAUGCCCUAGAAGACGAGCCUCUGUUUCCGAGCGAUUGGGAUCAGCAACAAACUCCCCCCUACGACGGCCUCUACUCCACUCCCUUGAAUUGGGACGCUCCACAACCCAAAAUCGAACCACUUCCACCCGCCUCAUUUACUACCAUGAACUCCCUUACUCCAGCUCAGCAGGAAAAGUUACGGAACAUUGCUAUGCCUCAACACCUUCAGUAUCGCGGAGGUAAUAGCCCACAGUCGACUGCGAGCUACAAGAGCAAUUCAGUGUCCUCGCCCGACGACCACCACAAUCGGAAGCGCAAGUCAUCGGCUUCUGGGGAUGACGAAGAUGAUGAGGAUUCGGCCGGCCAGCAUCCUCCUGUAAAGAAGACGGCGCAUAAUAUGAUUGAGAAGAGGUAUCGAACCAACUUGAACGAUAAGAUUGCUGCGUUGCGCGACAGCGUACCCAGUCUGCGAAUAAUGACCAAAAGUGCACGAGGAGAGGAUACGGCAGACGACCGAGAAGAACUCCAUGGGCUUACGCCAGCUCACAAGUUGAAUAAGGCAACGGUCCUGAGCAAAGCAACCGAGUACAUCCAUCAUCUAGAAAAGCGUGUGAAAAGAAUGGAAGAGACAGAUGUUCAGCAAAAGGCACGACUAGCUGCUUUUGAAACUCUAUUCAGAUCCGGUUCAAUGGGAUACAAUCCGCAGCCAACAAUGAACAACCCGUUCCAGUACCCAAGAGAUUAUAACACUCCUGGUCCAUCGCCUACGGUUGAUCCUCAAGGAAUGAUACAGGUACCAGAUGACAUUCGACGACUCCAUACCCAAGCAAGUCAACAAACCUAUCAGAUACCACAAGAGCAGUAUGCUCAACAGCCUGGUCGACAACCCAUUGGUCCUAAUGGCUGGCAGACCGGGGGUGGCUAUUUUGGAAAGCUUAUGGUCGGGUCUCUAGCAGGCUUGAUGAUCAUGGAAGGUUUCACUGAAGCCGAGCAAAGUGAGGACACACCCGCUGGACGAGGUCUUGCCGCAAUGCCACUUCAACUUCUGAAAAGUGUAUCUCAAACAGUACAUUCAUCAUUGGACCUGAAAGUACUUGGCUAUCACGUUCCAGCUGCUAAGUCGCUAGCUUACCUGAAGAUGGUCCUUGUGCUGGGGACUUUGCUUUAUAUUUUCUUACCCUCAAUGUUCGCUACCAAGCGCAAGUCAGACAGCGGAAAGACUCAGAGCACUUCUCUUGCGGCUGCUCCAUCUCUUGCUUCGUCUAUUUCAGUUCGCAGACAAGCCUGGCUCACCGCUAUUCAAACCGUCUGGGUCCCCCGCCACAAUUUCUUUCUCGAAGCUGCAGCAUUAUGCUUGAAAAUUGCCAAGUUGAGCACACGGAACUUCAUCGGCGCAGAUGGAUAUGCAUAUCUUACCGGCAUCACUCAACAACAAGAAGCAGCUCGCGUUAAAGCUUGGGAGAUUGCUCUCGACGCACAACUCGCAGGAGGAGACGUAGAGGUCAGCAAGAGUCGCUUGACAUUGACACUAUUGGCUUCAGGCACUCUACCCGAUACACCUGCUCGACUCAUGCUCAAAGCCUUGCACAUCAGAGUACUCCUUUGGGAAGUUGGAAAUGCCGGGUUCAACGGAUACUAUCUGUUCCAUGAAAUGGCCGCCAAAAUGGCUCGGUGGAAAUGGAACGAAGCAAAGCAUCUCCAACGCAUCAUGGCUGGCUCUAAAGACAAACCUGACGGCGAAUUCCCAGAACAUCUCGAAGCGCUCCUCGAAGAGGAGUGUGACGAUGUCCUUGCUGAUUGCAUUGGCCAACGCGCUUACAACCUUGCCUGGAAUCUUCCCACUACAUACAACGUCCGAGGCCCAAGCGAAGGCAUGGACGGCGUUGUCGACGACUUUGCAAUCCGCAGCCCGCUCGAUGCUGUCGCUGCGUGGUAUUCCAGCAUCGUUCUCCAACGUGCUCUCGCAAAAUUUCUCGAAAAAGACCAAACGGAAGAAAAGAAAGCCUCUGUGCUCCAAGAUAUUGGACUCUCUAUCAAGGUAUCUCCUGUCGGAUCACGAGCUCAAGUCCGCGCUCUCGUCGCUCGUGCCAUCUUGGUCAAAGAGAAACGUGGCGAAAAUAUCGCAGUCUCGCUCCAAGGCCUUACGCCAUUUGAGCCCAAAACUGACACCAAUGCCACGCCUAAUCUUAUCAAUACCACAUCUUCCAUUGCCAGUCUCCCAGAUAUCAAGAUGUCCUUACGCUGCGCAAUGGCCAUCGCAUAUCUUGACCGCUACCCAGCACCACAUAACCCUCCUGCCGUUCACCGUCUCAUCAAUAGUAUCGUCCCUAUCAACCUCAGUAUUCUCGGUUUCACCGCGGCUUUUCAUCUCAUGGAACGUAUUCAUGCUCAUGACAGUGUAUCUAUGAGUUGUGCUAUUGCGUUGGAGAGACUUGCUGGGAACUUGCGCAUUUGGAUUGGUGGACCAGAUGGAGAGAGGAGUGGACUGGAUAAGGGUAUCAAGAGGGAGUUGGUGGAGAGAUGUCUUGUCGUUACCAAGAAAGUCAUUGGCAUGGAAAAGGAUGCUGGUUAUGAGACUAUGAGUGAGGAAGAUGCUGGUGAGGGGUGCUAA